This is a messenger RNA of Parathielavia appendiculata, 800 nucleotides long. RefSeq lists its product as uncharacterized. NCBI's taxonomy places the organism in Eukaryota, Fungi, Ascomycota, Sordariomycetes, Sordariales, Chaetomiaceae. The coding region runs from base 232 to 684 and encodes 150 amino acids. The record is from RefSeq and is a predicted model, not a curated record. The transcript has a single exon.
UUGCAUUUCCUCCUUAUGCUGGUAUUAGGUCUUGACAACUUGUCAUCAUGGAGUUCAGGUUUCACUUGUAAUUUCGACCUGCUAAGCUUGAUCUUGACUUGCCUGAGACGCGAUUAGCACCUGAAAAUCGCAAUUUCAAUUGCAUCUCAUAGAUAUUACCCAGAGAACAAAUUGGACAACAGCAAGUAGGUUCCCUUAGUUUAGUUACCCCCCAAAGAGUAUAUUAGCCCUAUGUAUCUAUGUGCGGUAGGCUGCUGGCUGAUUUUUGCGUUAGAAUGGUGUCGAACGAAAAAGGAGCCUUCGCAGUACCGGGCAAUGCCAAGGCGGAACUGGCGGUUGGCGCUCACAGUGAAGAAGCCUCCCGACACUGUGGGUCAAGUGGGAAUAGCUUCAUCCAGGGGGUUUGGCAGACCGUUGUUGUACGAGAGCUGGCCGAAGAUCACCGAGGCCCAUCUCGGGCCCAGCCCGUUACAGUCUCUUUUGUCGAUAGUACCCGGUUCUCCUCUUCUGAGCUACGGCCAAUUGUUUGUAGGUUCAGGAGCCUCUUCCAAUGAGCGCUUAAGGAAGGAUGGAAGGGAGGACGGGAGAAAAUCGGUCGCGCCCCUGCCUUUCCGCCGGUCGCUCCUCAUUUCGCCUCAUUUCACUUCCUUUCAAAGGGAAGGGGGGGGCGGGAGGAGGGGAUGAGCGGAUGGAACUUUUUCUCGCCCGCAGGCACCGGAUGUUGAACUGAACUGGCUCCUUGGCCCCCGGAUUCAGGUGCUGGGCACUGUUGCCCAAUGCAGUAAGCGUGGAAGACUCGU